AUGUUACAUUCAUCUACAAAGUCAAACACUAACAACACUAAUAAUAAUAACAAUACCCUUAAUCCUAUAAUUGAUAGAUAUCUUUCCACUCCUUUAACAUUUAAACAAUCAAAGAAUCAAGACACGACCAAUUUUACAUCAUCAUCAUCUCAUAUUCCAUCUUCUUAUAUAGUCUUAUCUAAAGCAUCACCAACACCUCAACCACAACUGUCUAAUUCAAUGUCAUCGUCUGCAUAUACCCAUACAAAAUCAUCUAAUCUAAACUCCAUCUCCUCAUCUCCUACAAAUCCAAAAUCAUUAUCGGAGGCUCUUGCGGCGUAUACCGGAAAAAAAUUUCUUACUAAACAAGAAAAGAGACAAAAACGUAAACUAGAUCAACUUAAACAACAACAAGAAAAUAAACAAGAACAAGAAGAAGAGGAUCAAGGUAUAGAUAUAGACAGUGAACAACAGUCAACACCACAACCACAAGAAGAAGUUCAAGAACCACCGAAAAAGAAAGGAAGUAGUACUACUUCACGAAUGUUUAGUAAUUUAAUUUCACUUUUACCAUUUAGAAGUAUUAAUAAUUCUACUCCUCCUUCACAAGCCACAACUACUGAUGAAGAUUUGGGUGAAGAUAUAGAGAAUGAGUAUUCUCCAUUUACUGGAUUCAGUGAUCCUGAGAAAGAGACUGAAGUAGAAGAAGAACAAGAAAAGACUCAGCCACAAGUACCACUGAUCGUGGAGGAGUCCAGCACUGAUGCUAAUAAAGAAGAAGAGGAUGACGAGGAAGAAGAAGAAGAAGAAGAAGAUGCAGAUUAUAAAGACGAAACUCCAAUUUCCGAAUCUUCAACAUCCACUGCCUCACCAAGUUCUUCAGAAGAUGCCAUUGAUGAAGAUGAAGAUAUGGAUAAAUUGAAACAUGACUUGAGAGUUGAUCAACUAGUUAACGCAGGUGACGACAACGAAGACGACGAAGAAGACGAUGAAGAUGAAGAAGAUGACGAAGACGAUGAUGGAUUGGAUAAUAUUCAAGCCCCAACUAGAACAAGUGCAGUAAGUACCCCACCCACAUCUCCAGAAGAAGAACCUGAAGAUGAUGAUAUGAAACCACAAGUUCCAGAACAACAACCAGAAUAUCACUUUCUUGAAAUAAAUGAAGAUCCAAAUGAUCGAGGUUCGAAUAAUUCCACACGAAUUUAUAAAAAUUGGCGUGAAUUAACCAAUAAAAAACCAGUAGGACUUUUGAAUCAUGGUGUUACAUGUUAUAUGAACUCUGCUAUUCAAUCAUUAGUCCACAUACCAGCCAUGCAACAUUAUCUUAAUGAUAUCAAUAAGGGGAAAUACAACAAGGUUUUAAAACCUCGUUCAAUAAGUCAUGUUUUGGCAGAUUUAUCUAAAAAGAUGUGGGGAUUGGAUAAGCCGAUGAAAUUCGUUAAUCCGAAGAAAAUCAUAUCGAGAUUGGAUGAUAUUAAUUGUAUGAUGAGUGAAUGGCAACAAGAAGAUUCUCAUGAAUAUUAUAUGUCAUUGAUAUCUCGAUUACAAGAAGAUUCUACUCCUAAGGGGCAUAAAUUAAAUGAAUCUAUAAUUUAUGAUAUUUUUGGAGGGUUAUUGCAUCAAAGAAUUACAUGUAUGAAAUGUCAUAAUAUAUCUGAAACAAAACAAGAAUUUUAUGAUUUAUCAUUAGGUUUGAAUAAGAAGAAAUUAAAACAACCGCAAUCACAAGAUGGAUCAUCACAAUCACAGGAGAAUUCACAACAACAACAGCCACAACAAUCACAAGCACCAACUCCAACUAAUAAAUUUUCAAUUGAAAAAUCAAUUCGUGAUUUCUUCAGCAAUGAAACCAUCAAACUCGACCCAAAAAUAAAGAAUUCCGGCUAUUAUUGUGAAAAAUGUCAAUCCCACACCUCCGCCAAUAAAAUCUCCCUCAUAAAUAGAUCUCCAGAAACAUUAACCAUCCACCUCAAGCGAUUCAAAUUCAAUGGCAAUUCAUCAUCAAAAGUAAAACAAUCAAUCAAUUAUAAUAAAUAUCUCGAUAUUUCUCAAUAUUGUGAACCAGGGGCCGAACCGGCAAGAUAUAAAUUAGUUUCCGUGAUUGUUCAUGAAGGUAGAUCAAUCAGUUCGGGACAUUAUGUCGCUCAUUGUCUUCAACCGGAUGGAUAUAGUUGGUAUACUUAUGAUGAUGAAUAUAUUAAUAAAUUGGAUGAGAGGAAGGCGUUGACUGAUCCGUCGGCGUAUGUGUUGGUAUAUACGAAGUUGACUCCUACUUUGGUGAAUAAGAAGAAUAAUAAGAGAGGGUUGGAACAAGAACUGGUAGAAGAAGAUAACAAAAAGGGAAGGGGGUAUAAGAGAAGAAAGAGGGUGUAA
Hemisphaericaspora subhashii is the source of this 2352-nucleotide messenger RNA. It is a transcript of the gene DOT4, whose product is annotated as ubiquitin-specific protease. Gene Ontology annotation, cellular component: nucleus; cytosol. Gene Ontology annotation, molecular function: cysteine-type deubiquitinase activity; cysteine-type endopeptidase activity. Bases 1 to 2352 code for a protein of 783 amino acids. The transcript has a single exon. The record is from RefSeq and is a predicted model, not a curated record. Lineage: Eukaryota; Fungi; Ascomycota; Pichiomycetes; Serinales; Debaryomycetaceae.